Molecule: messenger RNA, 1782 nt
Organism: Jaculus jaculus (lesser Egyptian jerboa)
Lineage: Eukaryota; Metazoa; Chordata; Mammalia; Rodentia; Dipodidae
Gene: Slc35g2
Product: solute carrier family 35 member G2
Exons: 2
Coding region: 355-1593 (412 amino acids)
Cellular component (GO): plasma membrane
Source: RefSeq, a predicted model, not a curated record
GGUCCGGGGACCACUACCCUGCCCUUCCCCUGUGCCUACCCGGAGGGAGCCCACCACCCGCUUUUGGCCCUUGGCGGCUGAGGGGGCACAGAGCGCUGCGUUUGGGGGUGACAGCUGGGCUGAGGGGUCCGAGGGGGUCGCGUCUCUGGAAGGAUGCCGAAAAGUCCCUAGUUCUGUCCGCGAGAACCCGAGCACCGGCUCCGUAAGGGACCAUCAUCGCCCGCCCUGCUCCCCGCGUCCUGCCACCAUCACGUGUGAGGGCCCUCCCCCAGCUUCCACGACCAAGGUCGGGAGCUCGAUUGCCUUCCCCUGGUCCAGGAGCCUGCCCAAGCCAGGAAUUGAUGAUCUGAAGAAAUGGAUACUUCUCCAUCCAAAAAAUACCCAGUUAAAAAACGGGUGAAAAUACAUCCCAACACAGUAAUGGUGAAGUAUACUUCUCAUUACCCCCAGCCUGGGGAUGACGGAUAUGAAGAAAUCAAUGAAGACUAUGGAAAUUUUAUGGAAGAAAAUCCAAAGAAAGGGCUGCUGAGUGAAAUGAAAAGGAAAGGAAGAACUUUCUUUGGAACCAUGGAUACUCCACCUCCACCAAGAGAAGACCCAAUGACCAGUGAGAUCGGAAACUUCCAGAGCUUUGCAGAAAAAAAUAUUUUCCAGUCCCGAAAAAUGUGGAUCGUGCUGUUUGGAUCUGCUUUGGCUCAUGGAUGUGUAGCUCUUAUCACUCGGCUUGUUUCUGACCGUUCUAAAGUCCCAUCUUUAGAACUGAUCUUUAUCCGUUCCGUCUUGCAGGUCUUUUCUGUGUUAGUCGUGUGUUACUAUCAGGAGGCUCCCUUCGGACCCAGUGGAUACAGAUUACGGCUCUUCUUUUAUGGUGUUUGCAAUGUCAUUUCUAUCACCUGUGCUUACACAUCAUUUUCAAUAGUUCCUCCCAGCAACGGGACCACAAUGUGGAGAGCCACAACCACAGUUUUCAGUGCUGUCUUGGCAUUUUUGCUUGUAGAUGAGAAAAUGGCUUAUGUCGACAUGGCUACCGUUGUUUGCAGCAUCCUAGGCGUUUGUCUUGUCAUGAUCCCCAACAUUGUGGAUGAAGACAACUCUUUGUUAAAUGCCUGGAAAGAAGCCUUUGGGUACACAAUGACUGUGAUGGCUGGCCUGACCACUGCUCUUUCUAUGAUAGUCUACAGAUCCAUCAGGGAGAAGGUCAGCAUGUGGACUGCAUUGUUUACCUUUGGUUGGACUGGAACAAUCUGGGGAGUGUCUACUAUGUUCGUUCUUCAGGAGCCCAUCAUCCCUUUAGAUGGAGAAACAUGGAGUUACCUCAUUGCUAUAUGCAUCUGUUCCACUGUGGCGUUCUUAGGAGUUUACUAUGCCUUAGACAAAUUCCACCCUGCUCUGGUCAGCACAGUGCAGCACCUGGAAAUCGUUGUAGCUAUGGUCUUACAGCUAUUAGUGCUACACAUAUUUCCUAGUGUCUAUGAUGUCUUUGGAGGAGUGAUCAUUAUGACUAGUGUAUUUGUCCUUGCUGGCUACAAACUCUACUGGAGAAAUGUAAGAAGGGAAGACUAUCAAGAAAUAUUAAACUCUCCUAUUAAAUGAAUACCAGUUGUUAUGAUCUUGUUAAUGUCUAGUUAUCAAUAUGUACACUGCCACUUUAAUAUUUAACUAUAGAUGUCCUUUGUGAUAUAAUUGACAGAGUGCUAUAUAAUGUAUAAUGAGCAGAUGCAGAAAAAUAUUCUAAUGAUUAUAUUCAAAUAUAAAUAUUAAACAUAUGAACUAUAUCAUGAA